Messenger RNA from Daphnia carinata, 6520 nucleotides. RefSeq lists its product as uncharacterized. NCBI's taxonomy places the organism in Eukaryota, Metazoa, Arthropoda, Branchiopoda, Diplostraca, Daphniidae. Gene Ontology annotation, biological process: signal transduction. The transcript is spliced from 27 exons. The record is from RefSeq and is a predicted model, not a curated record. The coding region runs from base 169 to 6297 and encodes 2042 amino acids.
GGACGGGGGGUGGGUGUCAAAACGUGUCACGACUCGUGUCUGGUCGUAUUCAGUAGAAAAAACUCGCCCUCUCGAAAUUUUUUGUCAGUUACCUGCCAUCUUCACUUCGAUACAGGUUUCGGCAGCUGACGGCUGAGGAAAAAUUUACAAAAAGGAAGUGGUCUCAACAUGGUCAAAGCCUUUUCCAAGGCAUUGCUUUAUUCUACACUACCUAUUUUUUGUUGUAUUGUGUCAUGCUUAAGUCAAAGCCAUCUAAGGCGAAGUCCAAGUGAUGCAAUUAAAGGUUCUGAAAAAUUUGGCACUUUUUCCUUUCCAUCAGUGGCAGAACAAGUGAAGAAACUGCACCAUACCCGAACCCAUAGGCAAAUUGAUUUUGGGAAACUACAACAAGAUCAUAGUGAUGUUUGGGUUGUGCAGGGAUUCAAGAAUUGGCGAGGCUGCCCAAGAGCUGUUCAUCAGUUUAAGGUUUUCCGAAAUUCCGCAGUGUGGUACGCCGUUAUCGCUACAAACGCAGCGGAGAACAAUACCGAAAUUUACUCAUUUACUGCGCAACGGGGAUGCGAAAAACUACUGGAAACAUUGCCGACUCGGUUGGCAUUUGAUUUUGAAAUCGUCCUCACUAACAACGUUUUUCGCAUCAUCGUCUUAGAGAAAAAUCCACUCGUAUACCCACACAAAAGGAGUGGCUCAUCUGUCUACAUUCUUACCUUUGCAACCGAUCUGACACUAAGCGCCAUCCGCAGCCAAGUGCUUCGUAAUGAAGAGCCAACUUGCAUCACUUCUUGGGAGCAAUUUGGAAUUCCAUAUGUUGUUAUUUGCAACGGGAAGAACCGGGACUCCAGGGGGAUCGACAGUGACUGGACAAAAUCUUAUAUAUAUUGUGCUAGAGGAAGCUAUUUCGACCAAUGCAGUGAAUUUGAAACUCAUUUUCCGAAGGCAAUCCGACAUUUUCGCAUAUUUUCCAAGCACUAUUUAGCUGUUGCAAAUUAUCCAAAUGAAACGGCGGCUGAAGAUGUGCCUACAGAAAUUCUUCGAUACGAUUUGAGAUCGAAAAUGUAUCAACAAUUGCAGCUGUUACCAACUAAAGGUGCAACCGAUAUUUGUUUCUUAAAAAUCGGUACGGGGUUGAACACCAUGCACUUCCUGGUUGUUGUCAACCAACUUGCCUUCAAUUCAACAGGGGCGCCAAAUAACAAUGCAAUUUCGCAUAUCUACAAAUUCGUUGGCGAAAAAUUUGAACCAUUUCAAUCCAUCCAGCUCAAUAGUAAAAAGGCUGGCUGUCUUGCAUUUCAGAUGGAUGACGAUAAAUCUGCUGUCGUGUUUUCCUUGUCGUGGGGGGCAGAAGUUUACCAAUAUAACGGAUGGCGUUUCAUAAGUGUCCUAAAGUAUUCUGAAUUUGCUCUUGGUACAGGAAUCACUCGCCUUGGAACAUUACAAAUGAACGGAGAAACAUUUAUAACUGUCGCAAAUGCAAAUCCAGAAACAUCUGACAGGGACAACUUGUUCUUACCAUUUUUCUCACGUCAGUUGAACUCUACAUUAUCUACCAUUUACAAGAACAGUUUGUUAUCCUGUCGUGAAAUGAUUACCGAACUAGAAGUGGAUCCAUCGAAGCUUAUACUAGAACUGUAUCCUCAGGCCGUUAAAAAGAAUGAUAGUGUUAUUCAAUUAGGCAAUGUCAACUUGAAAACUUUGUCUGCUGAUCGCGUGUGGACCAAUGAGGUGGAACUCAAAUCAAAUGGAUCAACCUUGGGAGCUACGCAAAUCCUUCAACUGAAAAAGUUUGCCAUUAAAAUGGGUGACAUAAGUAAAAAACUACAAGCACUGAGCACACGAGUUAAGCUAGCAAUAAGAAAAAGCGGGGAUUACGCAAUCCAUGGACGGGUCCAUUUCGAUGCUCUAGUUAGCAAUUGUAAAGGCAGACCUUGCAUAUUGGAAAAUGUCAGAGCGAAAACUGUGAAUUCUGUAGAUAUUGCGGAUGCUUAUCAACAGACCGUUAUGCAAACAGAUAAGUCAAUUCCGUCUCUUAAAACUAGAAAGCUCGAAGUUCUCCGAAGCCUACCGAUCAACACUACAUCUUUAUCCGGCCAUGACAUCAAAGAUUACCUUACAAUGGACGACGAUCUUAAAUUUCAGAACAGAACCAAAAUUGAAGGCAAUUUACUGGUGAAUGGUCACAUCAAUUGCAAAGGUCAAGUUGAUGGGUACAGUAUUUCUCCUAAUACUCUACUUCUUCGACAAGGCAAUCAGCAUUUAAACUGGACGCUAAAAGUCAAUGACGUGCGUCUCAAAACGUUGAAAACCCAGCUUAUAAAUGGAAGAAACAUUAGUUAUUUAUACCAAAAGGCCAUUUCAAACACGACGAAUUUCACUUUUCCUCAAUCAAAGCUCUUCUCGUCGCUUGCCGUUUCUAAGCUUCAGCUUAAUGGAUUGGUUAACAAAGUAAAUCUGACGAAUUUGGACAAGAAUUCAAUGAAACUGAAUGGCAAUCACGUCGUUAAUGGCCUCCAUCAAUACACUGCUGCCCAUCUUGGUCGAACCGUCCUAAACGGUUCUUUCAAUGGAAAACAGUUCCCUACAGAUUUCAUCUCUAUUAAGGAAAACAACGAGCUGAAGCUAAAUACAUUGAAGCUAACGCACGACACCAAGUUAAAACGCUUAACAGUCACUGAUAACAUAGCCGGCAAUCCUGUGACAAAAGGUCGGUGGGGUACUAACUUGUUCAACAAAUCAAGCAACGAGUUACAGCUGGUCACUGGCAAGAAAAGGUUUGAAAAUCUCAAAUCAAAGAGCAACGUGUUAUCCAAGACCAUCAAUCAGCUCCCAAUGGAUGUUUUUAAUACCACUAGCAGCCUUUACGGACAGCCGGGAAAUUUAUUAAUCUACGAUUCGAUAGCUGUUGAGGGAGAUGUUAUAUUCGAAAAACCUCUUUCUGUUAGUGACACAGAAGGAGUGGGCAUUAAAAUGCUGGAGGAAAGGGGUAUCUUAUUAUCAACCAAGGAUUUCCCUCCAACAAGGUCACUAACUGUGGCGAGCAAUGUUAUGGUAAAACGAGAUCUUUCCACGGUGAAAUUAAAUGGAGUACCAAGUGGGGACUUCUUUACAAGAGACAGAAAAACUCCCAUCACUUUUAAUGGUCGAAAAGAGUUCAACAAUUCCGUAUCUCUGAACCAUACUUUCACUCUUCUCUAUACCCUUAAUGGCUUUGACCUGCGACAUUUGUGGAAGCAGUCUUUGAAAAUUGAAGGCGAUCAGAUGCUUUCUGGUUCCUUACUUAUAAAGAACGAUGUCGACGUGGUCAAACUCAAGGCCCAGAAAUCACAACUUGUUUCGCUGAAUUCACCUAUUCCGGUGGCUGGCAGUAAGCACUUCCGAAACUUGACCAUCGAAAAAGAUUGGUUUGUUGAUGCAUUAGAAAUAGCAGGUCUAUUUAACGACGUGGACGUUAGCUCAUGGCCGAGGGAUACUAUCCUUAAAACUGGAAAACAUCAAACAAUUACGUCACAGAAAAGCCUCAUUUCAUUGAAAGUUAAAGAUGUUGAAGCUGCCGCAGUAGACGACCUUGAUGUUAAGCAAUUCCUAGAUGUAGUUCUAAUCGACGAACCUAUUAUAAUUCAUUCUGAUGUCAUCAUCAAUGGAACGUUUUCCAGCGAGAAAGUAGUCGUGAGCGGGACCAUCGACGGAGUGCAUAGUAAUGCCCCAUUGAACUGGCUUUGCUAUGAAGGAAAUCAAACAAUACCCGGUAGUCUGAAAAUUCGGGAAACCUUGGACGUCGCUGAUUUUCGACAAAAUUCCUGGGUGGUGAACGGUGUUGACUUGAACCUCCUUCUUAAAGAGGCAGUUCGCACCGAUGACUCUAGAAACUUUUCAUCAAUUGAAUUCGGUCAUUUGGUAAUAGAUAAUUUAGUUGUUGGAGGUUUCAUUCAAGGGCAUAAUGUCACCAAAGAACUCGUUCGCAAACACUCCGGCAAAGACCGUCAACCCAUUUUAGGUCUGAAAUCGUUUUCAGGUCCCCUCGUAUCGGAUUCUCUUCGCGUGGUUAAAGACAUCAAUGGCGUUGAUCCAAAACAUGUUUGUGAGACGCCAAUCCCUCCACAGACAUCAAAUUGGAUUGUAUUUGGUAAUGUGCUCUUUAAGCGAGGCGCAAAACUGAAUGCGUCUAAGAUCAAUGACCGCAUGUUGAAUGAAACCAUGCAUCAUCUUUGGCUGAAAGAAGCCAACAUUGACAUCAAGCCGACACAGAAUUUCACGAAUGUGAUUGUAAAGGGUAUUCUGCCAGAGAAAGUAAUUAGCAACGUGAGUUUAUCGGACUUGAAUCGGCGAGCAGUGAAGUUGUCAUCGUCGGCUGAUCAAAACGUAACCGCAUUCCACGAGUUCGCAUCUAUAGAGACUAGAGGUUUCUUGGCGGUCGAAUCGUUAAAUAGUUCCAGUAUAAACAAAAUUGAUAUCAGUCAAAUUACCAGCUCAGUGCUUCUCCGGGAUACUGAGCAGAACAUUACAAAUCGCAUCAUGUUUCAAGAUGUGGUUGUAUCAAACGUUACUGUUGAUGGGUUGCUGAAUGGCGUGGAUGUCAGCACAUCGGUGAUGCGCAAUGAUCGGGACAAUGUCAUAACAGGCAGAAAAUCUGUAAUGACACUCCAAGUGCAAGAGGUCCUAGAGAUGUGUGACAACUGCUCUGUUGGAACAUAUGAUAUUUCAAACUGGGCGUCUAGAGCUGUACUUCGCAAAGGCAACUUCACACUUUCCGGAGCCAAAUUCGAAUCGCUUGUGUUCCAGCAGCCUUUAAAUCUGAAGGGUACGCUUAACAACGUGACUUUAAGCCGAGAUCUUGUGCUUACUCUCUCCGACCAGCAAGAAUUUAAUGGGCGUCUAUCAAUUUCUUCACUUCUUCCUGAUGAAAUAUUGUAUUCAAGUGAACAAGGACGUGUUUAUCAACAAGCAACCGAAGAAUUUAGCGUGGCUGCUCGUUUCACCAAUCUUCAGGUUAACGGAUUGUAUGAUGGCAUUUCUUUACGACACUUUUACGAUCAAGCAGUUCGCCGGGACAUUGACGUGAAGUUUUCUGAACCGGUGGUUUUGUCGAGUCUGGUGACGAACAAUUUACAGGAUUUGUCAGUUAAUUCCACAAUCCGCGAUAUCAUUGAACUACCUUUGAACGUUUCUCAUCACGUGGCUGCUAGUCCAGUUAUUCAACAAGAAAUACGUCAGCGUUCAUUAUCCUCCAUGGUGCAGAAUAUGAAACGUGUCGUUUCACGUCAAACUGUGGAACUCAGAUUCUUCGAGGAGAUGGCAGUUCCCCAAAGUUUACCACCUGUCGUGGAUGACACUUUCGCUUGGGAAACAGCUGCUGGUGAAAUCGAAUUAUGCUCCUACGUUGAAAAAGAAGGAACGCUAUUCUAUGGCUCGUCGAGUUCACCGUUAUUAAAGGAUGUUGAAGUAACGGGUGUUGCCUCACUGAGAUCUGCGGAAGGUUUUGCUGUGGCCGCUUUGGAUCGCAGUACGAAACGGAAGCACGAUUCGUUCAUCUUUUCACCUCUACUUUCGGACAAGCUUGAUAUUCAAAUCAUCCCUACAGAUUUUCCGAUUGGGGCUACAGCAUUCUUGCUUGUAAAUAGUUCCUGUUAUCUUUUCCUCGAAAAAACUUCCAAAACUCCAAUUUAUUGCCGACCUUUGAGCUCUAAUGGAAACUACACCUUGAUCCAGCGUCUACCGAUUGUAGACGCCCGAUUGGUCACUGUUGGCUACCAUUAUAAAUCUGGCUUACCCCUACUAAGCAUUGCAACUGUCGGGCAGCGAGGAUACGGCUACAUUACCAUCUGGAAUUUCAAUGUUACGAGCCAAGAAUUUGAGCCAUGGAAAACGAUAGUUACUCUCCAGAUUAUCGCCUUGGAUUGCAUUUGCAAUGAAGCCCAAUGCCUUCUGGUAACUGUGGCACCAUCUAAACCGGCUGCGAUUCCAGGACAAGUCAUUAUUUGGAGGCUAAAUGACGUGGGACCACCCACCAGGUUACAGCGAAUCGCGUUUUCUGAACCAAUUGACGCUAAAUUUGCUCGCUUACCUGAUGGACGCUUAGCCCUGAUGGUUCUUCAAAGUAGUGGUGUUGACAACGUUUAUGUCUACGUAUGGAGAGGCAUUCUGCAGUUCCAGCACGAAACAACCAUCCGUGCUCCUGGAGCGCAUAGACUGCAACCGAUCGCUAAUAACGUCCAAAUGAUACUUGCUCUAACUGUUUCAUCUGAAGUUCCGUUUGGUCCUGUACGGAUGUUCCGUGCCCAAUUUCUUGGCCAGCUCAAUUGAUCUGUAGGAACUCUAACCCUUUCGCCUCUAGUCAUUUUUGUGUUAUUUUCUCGUAUCGAGGUUUGUUCUUAAAUUUGAACUGUGCUCUCGUUUCUCCUCACAGUGCGCCAGAAAGAAACUAAAUUAGGCAUAGCUAAAGUUUCCAUUCUUCCUCUCUUACAUUUCGUUGCAAGUCCCCUUCUGUUGUUAAAUGUUGCUUACAAAUUACAAAGUUAAGGUUGAA